AUGUGUUCGUUAUUCACUGCGUGUAACACCUGUAUCUGCAUUACUCCCAAUUCUCUUUCACUCUCUCUCUUUAUUUAUCUAUCUAUCUAUCUAUCUAUCUAUCUAUCUAUCUAUCUAUCUAUCUAUCUCAUUCCGUUCACAUCUAUCUAUCUAUCUAUCUAUCUAUCUAUCUAUCUAUCUCAGCCUAUAUCUAUCAAUUUCAGACUAUUCAUAUCUAUCUGUCUCAGUUUAUAUCUAUCAAUUUCAGUCUGUUCAUAUAUAUCUAUCUAUCUAUCUAUCUAUCUAUUUAUCUAUCUAUCUAUCUAUCUGUCUAUUCAUAUCUAUCUAUCUAUCUAUCUACCUAUCUAUCUAUCUAUCUAUCUAUCUAUCUAUCCAAGUUUGUUCAUAUUUAUCUAUCUGUCUAUCUAUCUAUCUGUUUAUCUGUCUAUUUAUCUAAGUCUGUUCAUAUCUAUCUAUCUAUCUAUAUCAUUUUGUUCUACCUAUCUAUCUCUAUCAUCUUUCAUAUCUAUCUCAGUUUAUUCAUGUCUAUCUCUGUUGCACACAUACACAUUGUACAUCUGUCGUUAA
Molecule: messenger RNA, 567 nt
Organism: Acanthosepion pharaonis
Lineage: Eukaryota; Metazoa; Mollusca; Cephalopoda; Sepiida; Sepiidae
Source: the annotation of a GenBank genome assembly